Epinephelus fuscoguttatus (brown-marbled grouper) is the source of this 6366-nucleotide messenger RNA. RefSeq lists its product as uncharacterized. Bases 836 to 2602 code for a protein of 588 amino acids. The record is from RefSeq and is a predicted model, not a curated record. The transcript has 4 exons. Gene Ontology annotation, biological process: regulation of transcription by RNA polymerase II. Gene Ontology annotation, molecular function: DNA-binding transcription factor activity, RNA polymerase II-specific; RNA polymerase II cis-regulatory region sequence-specific DNA binding. NCBI's taxonomy places the organism in Eukaryota, Metazoa, Chordata, Actinopteri, Perciformes, Serranidae.
UUCUGUCUCCAUAUAAAACACCAGCACGAAUACCUUCAACGAGAUAAAAACAAUUUAACAAUAUUCAUUCACUUUACAAUAAAGCAUUAUAGGAACGCGUGCAUCUAUGGGGCCAUAAUGUGUUGUACAAAUGCUAAAACGCAUUACUUUGAAACAAUGACCUGAAGUUACAGCUGACUGCUUGGCGCAGCCUAUUGGUUUCACUUUAUUGAAACGCGUUUUGUAAUUCCUAGACCUCAGGUAAGGCCACCGUACUACGUUGUGUAUGACGUCACGAGCAAAAACAGGGACCACAAGCGCUAGCUCAGUUAGAUGCUUAGUGCACACGAAUUUGCUUUGCUGAACAGUCGUUACCCGCUGAAUCCUUAAACACCAGUUUAAAUAGAUUAAUACGCCAGGCUCGACUAUGGUUACUAUAAUUCGUGGCUGUGUACGGUUCGUUGACGGUUUGACGCCCUUAAAUGUGCUUAGCAUAUCAAUGCUAACGUUAAGCUAAGGAGUAAUAUUAGCUGGCCAGGUGACAACUUCAAUUGACAUGAAGGCAGCUUGUGUCAAUAAAUAGGUCGCUGUGCGUCGGUAGUCCAGCCCUUUAAUGUUAAUAAGUGAAUGAAUAGCUGCUUAUUACCUGAAAUACCCACAACAACAACAACAACAACAACAACAACAACAAGCGGAUGUAUAGUUGGAUAAUGGUGUAACGUUGACGUUACAGCCUAACAACCUGUGGUCGCGUUAGCAUUUUAAAUCGGACUCCUUCUCCCCCUUUGUUACUUUGAUUUUAUUUUCACGAACACAAGGAAUUCAUUUUUAAAACCCGCGGCCCUGACUGACCAUCAUGUCGGACCUGGACACCCUCAUUGUAACUUUCCAGACCCAGCUCUCGGAUGUGAUGGAGACAGUGGUAAAGACAGCCAUGUAUGAGGUGACCAGGUUAGUGGAGGACGGAUUCCUGGAGGAGGUUCAGCGCAGGAACCAGGAGGUGGAGUCCCUGAGGAGGCAGCUGCAAUGGGCAGAGAAAAAAUUAAGUGACCAAGGGGGGAGAGAAGGAGGGAAAACUGGGAGGUGUGUGGACUGUGCCAAGGAUGAUGUUGAUCUGUCCAGUAACACUGUAGAAGACAGGCCCAAAGAACAGCGAGAUGACAUUUUGGGGGUCUGUGGAGUGAAACAAGAGGGUGACUCUGUGGAAAAGUGGGCUAUAAGUCGCACACAAGAAUACAUACCAGAGUCAACUCAGACAGCAGACAAUCCCACAUCCACUCACAGCCCAGAGAGGGAAUCACAGGAAUGUCUCAGAGCAGAGACACCAGAAGAUGAUGUAAUGUCAGCGUUGAGUGUCAAGGAAGAAGUGAAUAAGCUGUCUUUUUCUUCUGUGCACUGGAGUGAUACCCUCGAUGGUAAAGCAGUACCUGAAUCUCACAGUGCUGCUGAGAUGACUGAAGCACAACCAAAUCGGGCUCAAGAGAACCGUGAGGAAUUACUGAGGGAUGUUAUUAAGCAAGACCCACAGAUCUCUGCUGCAUAUGUCUUUCCUGAAGACCAGAAGGAAACACACAUGGCCACAGAUCCAUCUUUAGAGGGGGACAGUGGUUGGGCUGGCCUGACCGUCACAACAGCUGGAUUGCUGCAGAAUCACUGCCUUGCAACAGAAAAGGACUGCGAUCCAUCCAAAACUAGAGGUCCUCUGAGGCAAACAGAACACGAGCUGUGUAACUCUGUCACAGCAGAUGUUGAUGUUCUGGUUACUCCAAGUAGAGAUCACAUUUCAUCCUCAGCGUCCUCACAGGCAAGACUGCAAAACAGUGAUGCGCUGGGUGUGACCAUCAAGCAGGAAGUGAUUGUCGAUUCUGAUGGGUGUGUGGAAAACCUGCCUAAAGAAAAGAAAAUAACAAAGUCUGCGAUGGCAUUUUUGUCAUGUUCAGUUAAACAGCACAGGUUGAGUUCAGAAGCACUCAAGCAGAAUCACAUUUCCCACAAAGCCACUGUACAGGAGGUUAUGAAGCUGCAUUCCAAAGUUGGUACAGGUCUCAGACUGCAAGCUGCUAUACAGCACCUCCACCGACCAAUGAAAAAGCCCUCUCACACACUUUCCAACAGUACCACCACAACACUGUCUGUAGCUCACUCUCAGGUUGUACAUUUAAAUCCCCUUAACAGAACUCCGCCCACAUCUAAAGCCGCGCCACCCCCUCCACUCUCAAUCCAGCGAGCUCACCUGGGAGACAGACAAACCACAGCACAUCACCGAACCAGUGCUCCAUGGGUCAGCAUCAAAUCCCAUCAGUCUGCAAACUCUCAUCACACAGGCCCCUUACCCCACCCAGACUCUCCCCCUCUUGCUGGCCCCAGGCAUCUCCUGCGCUGUGGCCAGUGUGGGAAGUGCUUUCCCCACCCCAGCAACCUGAAGGCCCACCUGCAGACCCACACAGGUGAGCGGCCUUUCUGCUGCUCCCUCUGUGGUCGCAGCUUCACCAAGCUGAGCAACCUCAAGGCCCACCGACGGGUCCACACUGGAGAGAGACCGUACUGCUGCUUGGCUUGUGGCAAACGCUUCACCCAAAAAUGUAACCUGAAACGCCACCAGAGGAUCCAUCUGGAUGUAUGAUGAUGGACAACUUGUGAUAAAAGGACAAGUUUGGUGUGUUUGUUUCGUGUUGAUUAGGAUGCUACAGUGUCUUCCUUUGCAAUGUUUGAAAUUGCAAAAAUUGUUUCUUGUGUACUCGUCUCUCAAAGUGAUUGUCCCGAGUAAUUUUUUGCAUUCUAGAAAGAUUCAUCCAGUACCUUGUUGUAGUUAUUAAAGGAUGAAAAGAAGUGUAUUGUGAAUCAUGCACAGAGAUAGGUCAAUUGUCAAUUGGUCAAUAAACAUUUAUUCUGUUAAUACAAGUCAAAUUAUUCAUGCCUUUGAGGAAAAUCACACUCGCUGUCUCUGACUAUGGAUCAGGGCAUGUAUUUAUCAGCCUGCUGAGAGUCACUUUAGACUGAUGAAAGAUACAAGUAAAAAGUCUUUACUUCUGCUGAAACUCACAAACCCACUUAAAGGGGAACUUCACCCAUUUUUUAAAAAUGUAUACAUCUUUUCCUGUGGUUUAAGACAAAAAAUAUGAGUGGAAGUGAACAACUCUCUCCAAAACCCCAAAACUAGAGUGCUGAAACUCAAAUCUGUGUAUGUGACAUUAGUGAAAAUGUAAUUAUUGAGUUAGUCUGAUUAAAACCAGACUUUUUUUGUGUGUAAUGCAGUGAUAACAGAGUAAGUGAAAACAGUUGUAAAGACAUAUAAACAGUAAGGAAAGAAGAUACAAAAAGUGAUAAAGAGACCUACAAUAAAAAUAAGAGCAACUAAAUACAUCAGAACAAAAUAAAACAAUAUAAAGCAAACAAGGAGUAGAGCACAGGCUGAAACUGAUUGGUAUACAGGUGAAAACAAGUAUAAUGCAAAACUGUAUGAAAAGGUGUGUGUGUGCGUGUCUUUGUGUAGGAGUAUUCGAUGAGUUGAUUUUUCCAGAGUGUGAUGGAGAUUCUGUUCCUUGUUUACCAAUUCAUGAGGAUAGUUUUCUUGGUGAUGGUUAGGGCAAUGGAGAGUAUUCUGCUGGAUGUAUUGUUGAGGUUUAUGGUGGAUAUGUUGCCAAAGUUUGGGCUGCUGCACAGACAAUAAAUGAACGAUGUUAUAGGACAGUGGUUCCCAACUGGUCCAGCCACAAGGUCCAGAUUUCUCCUUAAAUCAUUCGUUCAAGGUCCACACAGUUUAAUAUAUUCGGUGUCAUACUUGCAUUUGGCCAUGUUGUCAAGCUAGUUUGUCAAGAAGCCGUCCACUACUCACUCACUUUACAGCAGGAACACCACUUCAAAAUAGAAGGCCUUUGCCGUACAUUCCCUGUACUUUAAAAGAAAGUGUGUUUUUUCGAAACUUGACACAUUUGUGAAUCACAUGCGGUCCAUUCAGAAUGAACCCACGACCCACCAGUUGGGAACCACUAUUAUAGGUAACAGUGAGAGCACCCAGAGGAUUGUUCAGAGUAUAUGGGUACAUUUCUUUGUUUUACAACUGAGAACAUUAUAAUAUAAUUAAGCUCAUUUGGGUAUAAAACAAGAAAAACAUUCUGUGGGUCCAUUAAAUCAAUCUCCUAUUUAUUGUCUAUGGAGCAGCUCAAGACUUUAUACCCUGUGACAUCACAAGCUUGAGACCUGAGGCUCGCACAUAGUUUCCCCAUUGAGUAGAGCUCUGGAGGUCUCUAAAGUUGGUUCAGAGUAGAUUUAUUUUAUCUUUGUGUAUUUAUAUCUGAUAAAUAAAUUAGAAUGCUGUGAAUUGCUAAUUGCCACUGUACAUAUUAAGGAUAAAAAAUGUGAUUUUAAAACCAAAACAAAUACACAGCUUAUUUAACAGGUAAACCACAUGACAAAAAACAACAACAAAAAAGAAAACACACCUGCAAUAGUCAAUGAUUGGCUCUUCUUACUCUGAGCGAAGCCGACAUGUGGUUCAUCUUGUUAGCUCAUAAGGGUUGCCCUUACACUUAACUGUGUGUAGGGGGAAGUAGCUUUAUACAUGUGUUUUAUUCUUCACACUCAGCAAAGAACUGUUUUACUCCUGACUUGUCUCUUAACUGUAAUUUUCAAAACUUUGGAAAAUACAAGCCCAGGUCAUGUAAAUCUAGAAUUCACCACAAAACAUAACUUGAAGGCAGUUUUGCCUCCAGCUGAAGGUCUGUGUGGUUUGCUGUAAGACUGGUGUAAACUGAACCUUUUGAAGAAUUGACAGCAUGCAGAUGAUGCUUCAUGAGUGAUGGCUCAAUUUAUAUUCUGACUGAGAAAAAUAAUUGUUGACUAACCCUCCAAGACCUGCUGGGCCGCCGGCGAUCCCGGCCAACAUUCCUGUGUUUCAGACACUGUAGAGGGCUGAGUUUUAAAGCUACAGUGAUGAUACUGGUAUCAUAUGAAACUCAAAGUCCUGAAGACAUGUCAUGCUAGCUUCUCAGACAGUGGGCAAUUUAACACUCCACUACGCAGAACGCAGGGUUACUCGUGGUCCCUAAAGUCUCCAAAAGUAGAUCAGGAGCCAGAGCCUUUAGCUAUCAGGCUCCUCUCCUGUGGAAUCAUCUUCCUGUUACGGUCCGGGAGGCAGACACCGUCUCCACAUUUAAGACUAGACUUAAGACUUUCCUCUUUGAUAAAGCUUAUAGUUAGGGCUGGCUCAGGCUUGCCCUGUACCAGCCCUUAGUUAGGCUGACUUAGGCCUAGUCUGCCGGAGGACCCCUCUAUAAUACACCGGGCCCCUUCUCUCCUUCUCUCUCUCUCUCUCUCUCUCUCUCUCUCUCUCUCGUAUCCUAUUACUGCAUCUAGCUAACUCGGCCAUUCUGGAUGUCACUAACUCGGCUUCUUCUCCGGAGCCUUUGUGCUCCACUGUCUCUCAGAUUAACUCAUACCGCAGCAGUGCCUGGACAGCGUGACGUGUGUGGUUGUGCUGCUGCCGUGGUCCCGCCAGAUGCCUCCUGCUGCUGCUGCCAUCAUUAGUCAUUAGUCAUACUUCUUCUGUUAUUAUACACAUAUGAUUAUUGUCACACAUGUAUACUGCCAGGUAUUAAUACAUACUUUCAACAUAUUGUACCGCAGUAGCCAGAACUAUAACUAUAAUAUUAUUACUUUCAUUAAUGUUGUUGUAAGCUACUGUCAUUACCUGCAUCUCUCUCUCUCUCUCUCUCUCUGUCUCAUUGUGUCAUAUGGAUUACUGUUAAUUUAUUAUGCUGAUCUGUUCUGUACGACAUCUAUUGCACGUCUGUCCGUCCUGGAAGAGGGAUCCCUCCUCAGUUGCUCUUCCUGAGGUUUCUACCGUUUUUUUCCCUGUUAAAGGGUUUUUUUGGGGGAGUUUUUCCUUAUCCGCUGCGAGGGUCUUAAGGACAGAGGGAUGUCGUAUGCUGUAAAGCCCUGUGAGGCAAAUUGUGAUUUGUGAUAUUGGGCUUUAUAAAUAAAAUUGAUUGAUUGAUUGAUUGAUGCUAGGCUAAGUGUUGGUGAGGGAAAAUCUGGCAUGGCCAUUAGGGGUCCCUUGACCUCUUACCUCAAGAUAUCUGAAAGAAAAUAGGUUCUAUUGGUUCCCAGGAGUCUCUCCGUUACAGUCAUGCCCACUUUAUGCUGGUGCCAUGCAGUUUUUUUUGCAUGUAGUACAAAUGUGUCAUUUUUGCCUAUUUUUAAAAUAUUUCUGCAUACCGGGAUGCAUAAACAGUCUUUGAAUUGCAUAAAUUGGGUCUGACUGAAAAGCUGAGACUCCAGCAGAUUCAAUGAGCCCAGUUUUGUUCAUGUGUGAUAAUGUCAGUCCCCAUAGCAGCUAUUUUAUUGCAGACAUUUUUUAAAUGGACAACACUGUACAAAAUAACCUAU